UUACGGGUCCUCUCCAAUUUGGGCCAAGACGAAAGAAUAAUUAGGGUUUUAGACUUUAGCAGGGAGAGAGAUAGACAGAGCGCGAGGGCGAGAGCGAGAGAGAUUGAGAGGGAGAGAGGAUGAGCCGAAGUUUAGGAAUACCAGUGAAGCUUCUACACGAAGCGGCGGGUCACAUUGUCACCGUGGAACUCAAAAGCGGCGAGCUCUACAGGGGCAGCAUGAUUGAAUGCGAAGACAAUUGGAAUUGUCAGCUCGAAAACAUCACUUUUACUGCAAAGGAUGGCAAGGUGUCACAACUUGAGCAUGUUUUCAUCCGAGGUAGCAAAGUCAGGUUCAUGGUGAUACCAGAUAUGCUAAAGAAUGCUCCGAUGUUCAAGCGUCUUGAAGCUAGAAUUAAGGGCAAGGGCUCUUCAAUUGGAGUUAGUAGGGGCCGUGCUGCAGGAAUGCGAGCUAGAGCACCUGCUGGUGGCCGUGGAGGUCCUCCUGGUAGGGGUGUUGUGCCCCCACUACGUAGGUAAACAGUAUUGUUCAAUUCUCAUCCUUGUUCUGAAGGCGCAUCCUUGCAGUUGUUUAAUAGCGUAGUACUUUAUUUUGCAAGCAAUUUUUAUAGACAAUUGUUGUCGGAGAACCAUUAGAACAUCUGAUAUUGCCCCAUUGCUCUGUUGUGUUGGGACAAUUGAUGGAACCAAUAUUGUCCAGAUUGUUAUAUGACAUCAGUGAUGUUUGGCUUCGUUCCUA
This is a messenger RNA of Daucus carota subsp. sativus, 738 nucleotides long. RefSeq names its product small nuclear ribonucleoprotein SmD3b. The record is from RefSeq and is a predicted model, not a curated record. Gene Ontology annotation, molecular function: RNA binding. The transcript is spliced from 5 exons. Bases 120 to 518 code for a protein of 132 amino acids. Gene Ontology annotation, biological process: RNA processing; spliceosomal snRNP assembly. NCBI's taxonomy places the organism in Eukaryota, Viridiplantae, Streptophyta, Magnoliopsida, Apiales, Apiaceae. Gene Ontology annotation, cellular component: U12-type spliceosomal complex; pICln-Sm protein complex; U1 snRNP.